AUGGCUGUCGCGAACGACUGACAACGUGACAGAAAUUUGUUGUUGAAAAGCAGGAUUUUGAGCGCAGUAAAAAUAUUUUGCUUAUGUUUCAAUGUGCAUUUCUACAAAUAAUAGAUACUUCAAACAUGACUUUGACGGAUAAUAAUGAACCUAUCAAUGCAGACAACGAAAACAAGUCCAUUCUCGACGUCGGUAACGCUCUUGUGCACGUUGUGAAAGAGGCUCUUAGCCAGGGCAGGGUCACUUUUGGCAUCUUCGAAUGCGUCGAGGUUCUUGAAACAUGCCCGGAGCAGGUAAUGCUGUGCGUCCUCCCCACAGUGUCUGAUGAAAAUAUUCUGAACUUGGUCAACAUUCAGCACAAACUGAUCGAAGCUCAUUGCUGGGAAAAUGAGGUCAACCUCGUGAAAGUGGACAGUUCACAAAAGCUAUUGGCUCUUCUGACCCAAGGAGCAAGCAACCUUGACCGCACAGCUGACCUCGGUUGCCUCUUAGUUGGCUAUCCGACCGAUGACAUGAGCAAAGAUGAUUUUCAGAUCACCAAACUCUCCUAUCUCUUCAAUGAACAGAUGGAACCCAUUGCUCUGCCUGAUUGAGAAUUGUAAGGAGGAUGUUUGAACUUGUACUUAAAAAGGAACAGCAAGCGUUCCUGUCCGCGGCAGCUCAGCCUAAUUGGCUUAUCAAGAUACGGUCUACACCAGAUCCAUAUCAGCUGAAAUUGGCUUGAAAUCCUGCCCUAUGUUAUGAAAAAAAUGUAUUCAAGAAAUAAUUAUAUGUGUUAAGGUACACUUGUCUGAUCUGCCUGGCUACUUAAUGUAUGAGAUAUAAUUAUAUGUGUUAAGGUACACUUGUCUGAUCUGCCUGGCUACUUAAUGUAUGAGAUAUAAUUAUAUGUGUUAAGGUACACUUGUCUGAUCUGCCUGGCUACUUAAUGUAUGAGAUAUAAUUAUAUGUGUUAAGGUACACUUGUCUGAUCUGCCUGGCUACUUAAUGUAUGAGAUAUAAUUAUAUGUGUUAAGGUACACUUGUCUGAUCUGCCUGGCUACUUAAUGUAUGAGAUAUAAUUAUAUGUGUUAAGGUACACUUGUCUGAUCUGACUUGUUACUUAAUGUAUGAGAAAUAAUUAUAUGUGUUAUGGUGCACUUUUCUGAUCUGACAUAAUGUAUGAGAUAUAAUUAUAUGUGUUUAGGUGCACUUUUCUAAUCUGCCUGGCUACAUAAUGUAUGAGAUAUAAGUAUAUGUGUUAAGGUACACUUGUCUGAUCUGCCUGGCUACAUAAUGUAUGAGAUAUAAGUAUAUGUGUUACUUAGUUUGCGCUGAUUAGUGCCGCUAGUUUUGGAUCAGGGUGGUAUUCCAUAUGCAACUUAAGUCAUUCUUAGGGACAUACAUCAUUGAUUGCAUUCACUCUAUUGGUCAGUUAUUAAUUGCAAGUAAUCCGAUUAGCUACAUCGUUCUUAGAUCCAAUUAAGACCAAAAUUGAGUACCAGCCGUGGGGUCCAGAAAAGGAUUAAUAGAAACAUCAAAAAUUUCAAUCUGUAUAUAGAAACGACGCAAAUGUCAACGAGUUGAUUUGUAGUAAAAAAAAAAUACACAAAGAUAAUUUCAAUUUACGAAUGAUAAAUCGAUUUAUAUCGUUAUUGAAUCGGCACCUUAAAUCAUUGUAAUUAUGAUCAAUGUAUUAACUUAAUGAGAAAUGCAUCUGUCUUGUCAGAAGUAUUUUAAUUUAAUUUUGAUGUCAUUUUAAAUUUUUGCAAUCUAAGACUUUGGGUGUUAAGAACAGAAUCUCGUUUGCACUGCAAUGACCUUAAAUGAGUUGAUUGGAUGUUACAUAUACAAGAAAUUAUAGGUUAUAUUUUAGUUUAAUCUAUAUUUAGACGUACAUUUGUAUGAUUCAUGAAUAUACGUUUUAUUUUGCAUUUAAUAAACAAUGUUUUAAGUACAAGAUACAUGUAUUUAGUAAUUAAAUGCACUUUAAAGAUUUAGGAUAUAGUUUAUUCUCUGUUGUUAUAUCUUCUGUGAAAAUGGGGUUUGAAAGUACAUCAUGAAAAAAGCAUAAACGUCUGUUUAUUUAAAUUUAUGUUCUGCCAUUAUCUAGUGCGAAAAGAGGUGAAAUUCAUAAAACAUGUAUAAAACUAUCAAUUUUGUUUUAAAACGAAAAUACAGACAAAACUCAUUAUGUUUAAGUCGUUUGAACCUCGGAAAAGCUUCGAGAUAACGAACGUUCGCUAUAACCAAAAUACAAAACAUGUCUUAUGAAACCCAAAAUAUUCGAAAAAAAUCGACUUAACAGGAAAGUCGAGAUAACAGAUUACGACAUAAAAGCUUUAUUCAGGUACUUCCAUAAAAUUUAAUAGGGGUAUUUUAUGAUUUCGUGCUGGGCACGUUUUAUUUAUUCGUAGAUUAGACUGUUGUACAUUUUUGCUGUGCAAAGUGUAUUGUUCCUCAUUGUUAAUACAUUAUUUAUUUUCCCAUUUUGUAUAAACAUUAUUAUUAUCACAUCGCUACCAUCAUUGUUCUUUAUAUGCAAUCAUCAUUGUUUUAAUGUUAAAGAUGUUAUUGUUCUUAUAUUGAUAACAACGUUAUUCUUAUAUUGCAAACAUCAUUGUUCUUAUGAUGCAAACAUAAUAAUUCUUAUGCUGCAAACAUCGUAGUUCUGAUGUUGCAAACAUCAUAUUUGUAAUGAUGCAGACAUCAUUGUAAUAAUGCGAACAUCAUGGUUGUAAUGAUGCAGACAUACACGUUUUAAUGUUGCAAACAUUGUAGUUGUAAUGUUUCAAACAUCAUGGUUGUAAUAUUGCGAACAUCAUAGUUGUAAUAAUGAAGACAUACACGUUUUAAUGUUGCAAACAUUGUAGUUGUUAUGUUGCAAACAUUAUUGUUUAAAUGUUGCAAACAUGAACUUUUGCCUUACAUUGAAGUGAAAAGUAAAUAAAUGACGAAACAUUA
Messenger RNA from Mya arenaria, 2943 nucleotides. Its product is annotated as growth arrest and DNA damage-inducible protein GADD45 alpha-like. Bases 84 to 593 code for a protein of 169 amino acids. Gene Ontology annotation, biological process: regulation of cell cycle. The record is from RefSeq and is a predicted model, not a curated record. NCBI's taxonomy places the organism in Eukaryota, Metazoa, Mollusca, Bivalvia, Myida, Myidae. The transcript is spliced from 5 exons. Gene Ontology annotation, cellular component: nucleus; cytoplasm.